Messenger RNA from Formica exsecta, 763 nucleotides. RefSeq lists its product as uncharacterized. NCBI's taxonomy places the organism in Eukaryota, Metazoa, Arthropoda, Insecta, Hymenoptera, Formicidae. Bases 83 to 538 code for a protein of 151 amino acids. The transcript has 3 exons. The record is from RefSeq and is a predicted model, not a curated record.
AUUUGGUAAUAUAAUUUUUUUUAUAAUUUUUUCUAGAUAUAUAUUUACACUAAUUCAAUUUACUACAAACAUUUUGUUACAAAUGGGAUACUUUGUUUACUUUGGACGGGCCAAUCCAAUUGAUUGCGCUGCAGAAUAUUUUUGCAGCGUAUUUCCCGAAGAUGAGGAGAUUUCAUCACACCUGACUUUAAAUGGAAAAACUGGACCUGGGGGAUGCAAAUUGCGAGACAGUCGGUUCGCUCAAGCAUGUCAAGAUGCCAUAAACGCCAAUAAACAUUUUUCCAACCCCAACAACGUCGAAUUCCACGAAGCUUUGGAGAAGGCUCUGAAAAGCCUUAAAACCAGAAAAUGGCGUUACAAUAGGAAACCACGACAAGCCCCUCUUCAUGAAGAAAAUGAGGAAUUCCCACCAAAUCGACGCCGGCGAAUGGACAGCCCGGAAGAGGACAUUAUAGGAUUCGAGGACAUUCAGGAGGAAACUGUAGACGCCAACGAAGUUGUGGAGACCCAGCACAUGGAGGGAGCUGAAAAUGAUUAAAUGGACACCCAGCACACGGAUGGAACAGAGAACAAUGAUGUCGACAUCCAGAACAUAGAUACAGUUGAAUACGCCGACGAUUUUGAGGACAACAUGGAUGAGGACGAUGACCAGACCGUGGAGAAGAUGGCACAGGACAAAGAUCUGCAGGCGCUAUUGGGAGAGCAGGAAAACUUGAUGAAGGAUGAUUUAUACGGCAAGACUGGUAAAUUAAUUCUAUUCAGC